AUGUGGAUUCACGGCUCUCCUGGUAGUUCUGUUUCUGACAUGCAUGGUGCUGCUGGCUCUGCUAACAGCAGUGCUCCUGAUGCAGCUGUCCCUGCCGCCACCUCUCUCAACACUUGGAUUCAUGGCUCUCCUGGUAGUUCUGUUUUUGACAUGCGUGCUGCUGCUGGCUCUGCUGGCAGUGCUCCUCCUGCUGCUGUCCCUGCAACUGCAGCCAGCUCUGCUGCUGCUGCUGCUGCUGCUGCUGCUGCUGCUGCUGCUGCUGCUGCUGCUGCUGCUGCUGCUGCUGCUGCUGCUGCUGCUGCUGCAGUUGCCCCUGCACUUGCAGGGAACGUUUCUGUGACCGCUGUUGGUGGGAAUUUGGCAAGGAAUGGGAGAGUGGGAGAUGAGCCAGCUGCAACAGGAGCAGCAGCAGCUGGGGCAGAGGCUGAGGAGACAAGUGAGGGGUCAGUGGAAGGAUUGGAGGGAGAUGGUGGAGGGGAAGGGGGAGAAGAAGGGGCUGGGGGGGAGGAAGAGGAAGGUGAUGAGGAUGAGGAGUUGAGGAUGAUGGAGAAUGACUAUGAACAGCAGUGUUACAUUCGUGAGACCGUGUUUGCAUUCAAAGAGCUGCUGUUGCCUGUGCCUGGUGAUGAGGAGGAGGAGUUGAGGACGAUGGAGAAUGACUAUGAAUGGCAGGUAGGUGCGCUUGAAUUCAUUGCUUCCCCUACCUUUUCCCCACCUGCACUCCCCUGCCCCUCUUCACCCGUUCUCCUUCCCCCCCGCCUGCCCCCCCAUCAGGUGCAGCAGGCGGAGGAAAGAGCCCUGUGGUGGCGCCACGCAACCAUAGAGCUCGCCUCCCGGAUACUGCACUGCACCGCUCUGCACCCCUCUGCACCGCACUCUCCCAGUACUGCUCACACCAGUGCUGCAGCUGCCCCUGGUGGUUCCAAAACCCUUGCCAGCCUUACCCGGGCGUCCGAAUCCACUUUAGAUAUUGCUUCUGGUUCCAAAGGUCUUGCUGCUGAAUCAGUGUUACUCGAGAGCAGCAGCCAUGAUGUCAUGUCUUAG
Molecule: messenger RNA, 1044 nt
Organism: Closterium sp. Naga37s-1
Lineage: Eukaryota; Viridiplantae; Streptophyta; Zygnematophyceae; Desmidiales; Closteriaceae
Source: the annotation of a GenBank genome assembly